AUGAAUUUAAGGAUUUUUGAUAAAACCAAAACUGCAUCAAGACGUUUAAAAAGUCCAAAGGUUUUCAAAACUGAAGGCAAUUAUUAAUAACAGACAAGAGAUAACAAAAGUAGAUAUCCUCAUUAUUAAUAGAUGAUAACUAAAACAAGACAAACUCGUUCGUAAAUGGCAAAUUUGGAUUGGGCAAGAGAGAUUAUAGUGAGAAUUAGUCAUAAAUUACACAAAAGAGUAAAUAAACUUAUAACUAAAGGAUUGAUUGUUAAUAAUUAUUCACAAUAAACUAGACAAUAAUAAUAAUAAUUGAACCGCACUCACACUAAAUACAAUACCUUUUUAGACUCGUUCUUGAAAUUAAAUAAAUCCAAGGAGAUGAGCAGAGUGCCUGUGAGAAAUAGAAAGUAAUUAUGGCAUAAUUAUGUAAGUAAAUAUCUCACUUAAACACAAAAGGUUAACCCUGAAUCAUUAGUUCCAGAGAGAAGAGUUCAAAGCUAGAUAAACAUCUUGAAAACAGAAGAAACCUAUAAUAAAAAUAGAUCAACUUCUUCUUUAUGUGGUCUUGAACCUCAAGAUACAUUCCAUUUUAAUCUAAAAUUUAGUCAUAAAACAAGAUAAGGUUAAAUAGCCAAUAACCCAAGCAAAGUAAAUUAAGACAUUUUUUAUUGUUAAACCAAUUUCAUAGAAAAUCUGCAUUUAUUUUUUGUUUGUGAUGGUCAUGGUCAAAAUGGUCAUCUAGUAUCCAAUUUCAUACAAACUCAUUUACCAAAUACUAUUCAAAAAGAUAAAUCAUAAUUGUAAUCUCACUAAAUAAAAGAAACAAUUCAGAAAUGUAUCUAAAAUGUUUCUGUCAAUGUUAACAAACAACCCUUUGAUACUAACUUCAGUGGUUCUACAUUGAAUGGCAUUAUAUUGUUGGAAAAUGGUAGAAUUCACUCAUUUAAUGUUGGUGAUAGCAGAACAGUCAUUGGCAAAUUAACAGGAUAUGGUUCCAAAUUUAAACCUUAUUAAUUGUCAAUCGAUCAUAAAUUAACCAUCAAAAAAGAGUAAUACCGAGUAAUCUCAUCGGGAGGCAAGAUUGAUACAUUCUAUGAUUAAAAUGGACCUUUGCGAGUUUGGGUAAAUGGAACCCAAUAUCCAGGUUUAGCCAUGAGUAGAAGUAUAGGAGAUUAAGUAGCCUAAUCUAUUGGAGUUAGUAGCAUUCCAGAUAUUGUUGAAUAUCAGUUGGGAUUGAAUGAUAAAUUUAUCAUCAUUGCAUCGGAUGGAGUAUGGGAAUUCUUAGAUAAUUAAAUCGUUGUUGAUAUUGUUGGGAAAUACUAUUAAUAAAAUAACAUUGAAGGAGCUAGUGAAGAAUUAAUGAGAGUUGCAUAUAGAAUGUGGACGAUAGAUGAUGAUUCAGUUGUUGAUGAUAUCACUUUUAUAUUAAUAUUUAUUUAAAAUUAAUGA
Molecule: messenger RNA, 1440 nt
Organism: Paramecium tetraurelia
Lineage: Eukaryota; Ciliophora; Oligohymenophorea; Peniculida; Parameciidae
Exons: 2
Biological process (GO): protein dephosphorylation
Molecular function (GO): protein serine/threonine phosphatase activity
Source: RefSeq, a predicted model, not a curated record